Quercus robur (English oak) is the source of this 897-nucleotide messenger RNA. Its product is annotated as putative FBD-associated F-box protein At3g50710. Lineage: Eukaryota; Viridiplantae; Streptophyta; Magnoliopsida; Fagales; Fagaceae. The transcript is spliced from 4 exons. The record is from RefSeq and is a predicted model, not a curated record. The coding region runs from base 1 to 897 and encodes 298 amino acids.
AUGUUUGCACAUAUUGUGUCAAGCGUUUUGGCUCAACAAGAAUGUGGAGAGCUCCAAACUUUUCGCCUUCAAUGGAAAUUUGGGUGGGACGGUUCCCAUCUUGACACAUGGCUUCACACUGCUGCUGCUCGUAAAGUCAAAGAACUUGAUCUUGACAUUUUUAUGCAUGACUGUGAUGUGGAAAAUCUGAAAUUGCCUCCAAGCUUUUUCUCUUGCAGGACAUUAGUGGUUUCGAAAUUAAGCGAUUUGUCAUUUACAACUGACCUUUUCGAGGUUGCGUAUAAAUUAUGUGUACCCACGCUGAAACGCUUAAGUUUCAGCGAAAAUGUAUAUAAUUUAUGCAAUUACAAACUUAAGAUAAACACCCCAGCUCUUGAGUACUUCAAUUUUGAAGGUGAUCUUCGAGACAUCAAAUUCCAUGAAAAACUAGACAACCUAGUUCAGGCAAAUGUCGAGUCGUAUGUGUAUGAUAUACACAAAGAAUUUUAUAGAGAAUGGGUAUUCAGGCUUUUUACUGCUCUGAAUAACGUCAAAUUUCUCUCAUUUUCCCCUUACGGCACAGAGUGGCACAACGUAGGAAAUAUUUAUCCUUCCUCAUUCCAGAAUUUGGUCCAACUAGACUUUAAUGUUACUGAUUGUAACUGGCCAAUGUUACAAGACUUGCUCCAGAAUGCUCCUAAUCUAGAAACUCUUGUUGUUACUAAGGAGCCACAAUAUGAUCGUGACUAUCUGUCAUCACAUCUUACAAGUUUUUAUUAUGGAGGAUUUGAAGGUUUGAAAGAUGAAGAGGAAUUUGUAAAAUAUAUUCUAAAGGAGGCAAGAGUUUUGAAGACAGCAACAAUUCAAGUUUAUAGAGGAAAGUCGAAGGAAAAUGUUCUUGAGAAACUUGCCCAAUGA